Molecule: messenger RNA, 390 nt
Organism: Staurois parvus
Lineage: Eukaryota; Metazoa; Chordata; Amphibia; Anura; Ranidae
Source: the annotation of a GenBank genome assembly
AAAACAGCCACUUAGCUGUCCCUCGGUCCCGCGGUGUGUCCCCCGCAGCCCGUUUCACCAGCCGUCCUGUACUCCAGGAGGCCGGCAUCUUCAGUGUGGACACCCGGCUAUGACAGCUUACGGCUUCACAGCCGGGUACCCACUGCGCAUGCGCGAGUAGCGCUGCGUUUCAUGAAUGGUCCUGUAGUCUUCUGGGACCUGUCACAUGUCCCAAAAGACUACAGGAAGGGAGGACACCUUCCGCUUGUGAUCAGACCGGAAACCGGAAGUGGGAGCGGGUACCUGUCAAAUUCGGGUACCCGCUCCCCAAAGGUGUCAAUCCUUAAUGGGGAGCGUGGGGAGCAGUCCUUAAAGCAGAACUUCCCCUUUUGGGUGGAUCUGUGCUUUAAG